This is a messenger RNA of Mus musculus (house mouse), 16993 nucleotides long. RefSeq names its product CYFIP related Rac1 interactor B (gene Cyrib). Gene Ontology annotation, biological process: regulation of cell migration; cellular response to molecule of bacterial origin; regulation of establishment of cell polarity. NCBI's taxonomy places the organism in Eukaryota, Metazoa, Chordata, Mammalia, Rodentia, Muridae. The transcript is spliced from 13 exons. Bases 15345 to 16319 code for a protein of 324 amino acids. Gene Ontology annotation, cellular component: membrane; mitochondrion. The record is from RefSeq and is a predicted model, not a curated record. Gene Ontology annotation, molecular function: small GTPase binding.
AUUAUUUCUAUUUUACAGAUGAGGAGACCAGCAUAGGGAGGUUAGGGUACUGCUGGUCUGCAGGUACUAGCGAGCCAGCCAGAUGUGUCUGGCCUGUGGAUUCCACUCUAUUUCCCUUUGGGGUAGUUUGCAGAGAAAAUAGAAUCUUAAUAGAGGCCCUAAAAGGGGGUUCCUACUGAUUCUUCACAGUAAGCAGGGCCUUGGGCACAGUUAUCACUUUUCAUUUCCAGCUUUUAUUAGGAGAAUCCUGCCUGCCUUUUUUUUUUUUUUUUUGGUUUGUUAGGCAACAGUGGAUGGGAGGAAACUUCAUUUCCCAGGUUCUGGGAAGUAACAGAGUGAGCCCUGGAGAAAAGCAGCGCCAUUGUGGGCUCACAGUGAUUCAGAAGAUAGAGCCUCAGAUGCUCUUACAGAAAUGGGUUUUCUCUUCUUUUCACUUUUCUGCCUGAGGCUGCCGUUUGUUUUCUUAAGCAAUAGAGUAACCAUUAUGUAAUCUAUACAAUGCUUCCUUCCCUUGGGCCCAAGUUAACUGUGCCUUCAACAAUGCGGAGUGUCUUUUCAUGUUGGCAAAGAGUUUACAUAAAGCUAGUGGGAGUCCUAAAUUAAACUGCCAAAGCAAAGGCAAACAAGCUGGGGUUUCUGGGCUUCUCCAGACACUGCAGAGACAACAUCCCACAGCACAGGCAGCUGAUUUGUUGAAACCAUCUUGUGCUGGUGCUGGAUGCAAGCGUGCUGUGCUCUGUGCAGAGCAUGCAAUGCCCUGAACAUAGUGGCCAGGUGAAAGGGCACUGUUCAGAGCCCACCCCGCCCCUUACCUCUUUUCUACCCCAGGAGACACAUUUAUCUCAAGAGAAAUGAAACAACAGUGGAGACCCACAUGGUAGGUGGUGACUACUGACAAGGGAGCUUUGGUAAAUGGCCUAGUUUGAUUUCUCUUGUGAUGAACCAAAAGCAAGUUGCGGGAAGGAAAGGGUUUGUUUGGCCGGUUUACUGAUUACAAUCUGCAAGCAAGGAAAGCCAAGGCAGGAACAGGUAGGAACUGCAGAAGUGAACAUGGAAGAAUCCUGCUUACUAGCUUUCUUUCUCUAGCUGGCUCAGGUACCUUUCUUAAUACAGCCCAGGCCAACCGCCCACAGAUGAUACGGCUCUUUGAGGACUGGGCCUUCCUACGUUGACUAACAAUCAAGGGAAUGCUUCAUAGACAUGCCCAUAGGCCAGUGGUUCUCAGCCUUCCUAAUGCUGGGACCCUUUAAUACAGUUCCUCAGGGUGUGCUGAACCCCAACCAUAAAAUUAUCUUUGAUGCUGCUUCAUAACUGUAAUUUUGCUACUGUUAUGGAUCAUAAUGUAAGUAUCUGAUAAAUAUGCGUCCCCUGUGAGGAUCUCAUUAGACCCCCAGAAGGGUUACGAUGCGUAGGUUGAGAACGUCUGGCACAGGCCAGUCUGAAUGAGGCAGCUUUUCAGCUGAGGUUCCUUCUUGUCAGGUGUGUUGGAGUUGGUGCUAAGUUGUCAAAAACUCCAACAAGUAACUUAGGUGCUGUCAGUUUCUUCUUUGAGUUCUUGUGUAUGUUUUCUCACUUUCAGUUUUCUGUGUGUUUCCCUUAUGUUCUCUGCUUACUGUUCUGGGUCACAGACGAAGAGCAAUUCAAAGCGCGGCCAUUGGUAGACCUCCUCUCCUUGGAUUCACUCUCAUUGGUUCUCAGCUGUGGAAUUUUGGAAUUCUGAUGACCCUGAACGUGGCAGAAUGGUUUGGAGGGGGUCUAGAAAAGGUGUGAAGUCAAGCAGGCCAUGAGAAAUGCCUGUGGUUAGGCAUAGGGUUAAAUGUCAGGUAGACAUUUUAUCCUUCAACGAGACUUUUGAGACUUGCUGACCCUAGCGACCCACCUUGAUGGCUGUCAUUAGGUGUCAUUCAGGUUAACUCCCCACAGCAGAACCGGGCUUUACUCUGUUAUAACUACAGCUACUAGAGACUGGGGUUGAUGGCACCUGGGAGGUGCCAGGUUGUAUGUGUAUAUGUAUGUGCAUAGAAAUCUUGCUGCUUCUGUGACCUUGGUUUCCAGACUUGUCUGCAGACUAGAAUCACCCACAGAGCUUUUUAAAGUAAAAAAUGAAGACAACAUACUAGCAGGUUUAAUUUAUACACUUUGGCACUUUGGGGAAUAAGCAUGCUCUCUCUCUCUCUCUCCCUCCCUCUCUCUCUCUCUCUCUCUCUCUCUCUCUCUCUCUCUCUCUCUCUCUCUCUCUGUGUGUGUAUGUGUGUGUGUGUGUACCUGUGGAGAUCAGCUUUGGGGUGUAAUCCCUCUUCAGAUGUUGUCCUCCUUGAUUUUUAAGGCAGGGUCUCUUACCUGGCUUAGAACUUGCCAAUUAAGCUAGGCUGGCAGGUUGAGCCAUAGAGAUCUGUCUUUCUCUUUGUUGCUGAGAUUACAAGCACACAUACCACACCAGAUUUCUUUUUAACGUUGGUACUGAGAAUCGAACUCUGGUACUCAUGCUUGUAUGAGAAGCACUUUACUGACUGAGCCAUUUCUGUAGCCAAAGUCAGUAAGCUCUUCGGCUGAUUCCAGUUGCAGACAGGUUCUGCAACAGUGCUGUGUAAUGACUAUUCCAUGACUAUGGUCUGGGGAUUAUUCUCUAUGGAAUGGGGAUUGUCACAGUAACGACGGUAAUGGCCAUGUAAUGGCUGACAUCUCUAGGCCAGGCCAUCUGCCGAAUUUUUACAGAUGUGCCCACUAGUCCUUCCUCUGUUCUCUGUGGGAGGCUGGAGAAGAAAGGAGGGGCCAUAGCUUCUGACUGAUGUCUGAGGAGUUGACUGAUUGGCAGGUAGAGGCCACAGAGGCGGCUGCCGUGCUUGUCUCAUUCGCCCCUGAGAGACCACUGUGGUCAUCCCGAGUCUGAGAUUGAGGUUUCUGUUGUUGUUACCACAGCAUAACCUGUCCACAUCCUGGUGGAUAUAGCCAUCCUUUUAAUAACCACAGUGGAUUGAGAAGUCAAUAUUCAAGACCAUAUUUUUGAAAAGUUGUGCAUUGAGGGUGAGUUUAUUUUGACUUGUGGCUUGGGAGGGGAAAAGAACACAGUAAACCAGGCUAUUAAUCUUAGUCUGGUUGAUUCGUCCAUGAAAACCACUGUGUAUGUCUCAAGAAGCCAGAUUAAAUCAAUUAAUAAAGCCCUCGCUUGUGUUUUUGCAGCACUUUUCUCGGGGCAUGUCUUGGUGCUCUGUAAACCUCAUACCGUCGCUAGUGUGUCUGAUGCCUCCCAGAAGGAUGGAGGGGCAUAAGUUGGUCUGUGGGUUUCCAUCAAGUGAGAAAAGGAGCCGUGCUUGUCCAGUGGUGACGGUCUGCGGAGGGGAGCGUGGGAGAGUGCUAGGGUAGGUGGUCCUGGGAGAGCAGGAGAACUGGGCAAAAGCCAGGAAAUAGUAUUGACAGGAGCUCUGCAGCUAGCUCAGAACGACAUCAGGAACGGCAGCAUUCCCCACCACCGUGGAGACUGGAAAAGUCCAGCAAGUGGGCGUUUCUCCUUGUGUUUUUCAUCAAGCAACAAACAUCUCUCUUAACUUUUUUUUUCUUAUUUCAGUGUUGGAAAACAUUUGUGUGAUGAAGGGCAAGGUAAAGAUGAUUUCAUGGACACCCCCCCCCAUUUGUCCUGAAAAAUCAUACCAGAUACCAAACCAAGGGUUGCACAUUGCUUAUUAGUAAUUAUAAAACACACACACACACACACACACCCCAAAACAGGACUCUUGUUCAUGCCUCAGGGAGUCAAACUGAGCUUUGACCUUGAACUCAGUUGUUCUCUGGCAGUGUAGACAUGAGCACCUGUGAACUACCUGGCCUAGAUCCCAGGUCUGAUGGGGUUCGUGGUAUGGAUUGUGCUCCUUGUAAUCAGUAGACAAGUUUCUUGACACCUUGGGCCCUCAGUUUUUCAAAAUGUAAAAUAUUAAAGGUGACUUUCAAAGUUCUUGCCUUCAAAAAUUAGGGAGUUCAGUGGAAACCCAGUAGGCUGCUGUGGUUAGUUUUGUCUGUUUGAUUUGUUCUAAAAUCACCUGGGAAAAGAGCCUCAGUGAAGCGUUGUCUAGAUCGGUGAGGUCAAGUUGGCUUGUGGGCAUGUAUAUAGAUGAUGACCUUGACUUGAUUAACUAAGGAGGGGAAACCCGUCCACUGUGAGUGGCAGCAUUCCCUAGGCAGGGUUCUCCACUCCCUAAGCAGAAGAUCCUGAAUGUUGUUAGAGUGGAAAAGGCAAGCUUAGCACAGGCAUGCAUGCAUUGACUUCUUGCUCUGCUCUUUCCUGUGGAUGUAAUGGGACCAUUCCUCUCAAGUUCCUGCAGCUUUGACUUCCCUGCUUGAUGGAGGGUAACCUGGAACUGUGAGCUGAAAUAAACCCUUUUACCCCUAAGUUCGUUUUGUCAGCGCAUUUUAUCACAGCAACAGGAAAGGAGACUGAGACAUGGGCACACACAAAACCUGUUACAUGAAAAUGUUAAGCCUAGGGCUUAGGUUAAAGGUAUUUUCCUCCUCCUUUGGAGCUGAGAAAUGGAUGCUGAGUCUCUUGGAGUCUGUGCUGUUUACAUGAAACCUGUACCAGGGUUUUAGAGAGGUUCCUGGUUAAACCAGUUGAGCUUCUUUGUGACAUGGACCAUAUUGAUAUCACCCCCCCCCCCCCAUGCAGUAUCUUUAACUUGAAAUAGUAACUGUGAGAAGCUGAGUUCAUUCACACUUUUAGCUCAUGUAUGAGUUAUCCUAUUAUGUUGUUUAAAGUUAUGAAUUUCACAUGUCAGUGUCUAUAGCUAAUGACUUAAUCAUUUAGGCUUCUUGUGAGUGCUAUUCAAUUCAUUCCUCCAUGGCGCCUCAAUGAGCUCUUGGUUGUAGGGCUGGAGUGACAUUAGUCCCCAGACUGGGGUAAGUCAGCACUGAUGGCCACAGUGCUCCUGACUAGCUGGCUGCAGCUGUGUGCCAGGUACAUACUUUGUAUCAGGGACUCUACCAGAGUCAGUGCUGACUCGGGAGUACUGGGCUAGCAAGAUGGAAUGGCUUUUGCCUAGAGGAAGCUCCUAGGGUUGGAGAAACUGUCAUACCAUCACAGUAGCUGGAGGCUAUCAACAAGCACCUAGGCUUUUGAGAACACGCUCAGGAAAGGAUCUGACUUGGUUUGCUCAAUGUGGUAAAUUGCUGGACAUGGCAAAGAACCCAGGCAGGCAGCUGGGGGCUGGAGGUGCUAAAGGCAGCAUGUGGUCCCAAGUGCCAGGGGCCACCAGAGGGAGCAUCAAGAUUCAGUUGACAAACAGCAUGGCUGUGACUUAAGGACACAGCCUUCUUGGGACAUCUCCUUCCUCCCCUGACUUCUUGAAGCUGAGGCAACAAUCCCCACUUUUGAAGUUUACAGGGUGUUUUUCAUCUUUAUCAUUUGUCACUUGCAAGGCCCUGUACCGGAGUAAGAUAGUGUAUCUUUCAUCCCUGGAAGGAAAGGGGUCUCCGUGCAGCUCUGGGUGGCCCCCUAGCAGUGUGUGGCACGGGCUGGAAUGUGGUGGGUACAUGUUUAAAGAAAUAUCUGCAGCUCAUCCGUGAGCUUCUGACUGUGGGACUCUAAUCAAUCGCAACUGCAGCCAUAGGUCACAAAGCACAUAGGGACUCGGAAUAGUAGCAUGUGACAGCCCCAAGUGCAUGUUUGUGCAUAGAGUCACUGAAGCUUCAAUUGACCGAGGCAAUUAAUGGGGGGAAAUGGUGUGCACCUGGGAGUGGUUUAAUAGAUAUUAACUUGUAAUUAAAACUUUCAGGUAAAUUGGCUUUUCUUCAGUGGUGUCAUAUUACCUACUUUUCUUUCCUCCCCUGUGGUCCUGUUUCCAUUAAUAGAUUACCAGCCCCGAGUCUUCUCUGUGCUGCUGGCUCUCUUCAAUGCUGUGUGCUUCCUUCCAGAUCUUUCCGUAUCCCUUGGCCCUGUCUGUGUUUGCCUGCCUACAGCCUUCCCAUCCCAGUUACCAUCCUUUGAACAAUGGGCCUUUCAAGACAUUAAAGGGUUCAUCCCUACUCCCACCCUGUUAUCACAGAAUUUUAACUUCUCUGGUGGUUCCUACCACAAUUUCCCCACAGAUCAGGAUAGAUACUGUAUAUACAGAUUACACCCUAUGAUAUAAGCGAUUUUGCACUUUAUUCUUUUCACUUACUAGCCAUACGUUUUGUUUUUGUUUUGAGUUAAGGUCUCAGAAAUUGAGGUUGGCCUUGAACUCAGUUUAUAAUAGCUGGGAUGACCCUGAACUUCGGAUACUCCUGUCUCUACCUCCUAACUGCUAGGAUUAGACUAGUGUGCAUCACCCUGCCCAGUUUAUGUGGUAUUCAGGAUUGAAACCAAGGCUUCCUACCUAAAUGCUAGGCAAGCACUUUAGAAAGGAAGCUAUUUUCCCACCUUCCAAUAACCAUAAAGCUUUUUUAAAAGUUGAAAGAUUUAAAAAAAAGAUAUUUUACACAUGUGAAUGUUUUGCCUGCAUAUAUGUACAUGUACUACAUAUGUGCUGUAGAGGUCAGAAGGAGGCGGCACUGAAGAUAUGGACAGUUGAAAUCUUCUAUGUGGGUGAACUUCACCAGGGUCCUCUACAAGAGCAGUGGGUUGCCCUUAACCACUGAGCUGUCUCUUCAGCCCCAAUACUCAGACAUUUUAAAUCAGUAAAUGAACUCCUGCUGUGUGUCAGGCAUUGUUUUAGGGGACAAACCAGCACAAAGCAGGUGUUAUCGAUCUAGGUCUAGUUCUUGGAGAGAGACAGAAGACAUUCUGUGUGCUUUCUCAGGAGGUAUGGACAUGGGAAGAAAAGGUAUGUCUGGAGACAAGUCAUCAAGCAUCUUCUGAUGUUACAGUGCACUUACUAACCACAUCAGAUCUUUGCUGUCAGCACCCUGGAGUGUAUUUGGAGUGUCCGGACUAUGAAUAUAUGUACAGAGAAUGCGUGACUCAUGGAGGACAAACUCUUUACUCAGAGAUGAGCAAGCAGAUUCAAGGAAAAGAAAUGCCUUUGCUCAAGACCUGGUAGUUAGGAUAGUUUCCAUUCGUUCUAAAGUUUCUCUUAGAACCCUAUUGUGCCACUUCCCUCGGAAGAUCAUUUUUAUUUCUGUAAAUAAUACUGCAAUGAGCACUUUAUACCAGCACCACCCGAGUGAAAAUAAUCCGUUCACAAAUACUGAAACCAAAAGGAAAGGCCGUUAUUGACUGAGUUCUUCCAUUUGCCAGGUACUGUGCUGCGUCUCUGGCAGCAAGUGUCUGCACGUCCCUCUCUUUUCAGGCGAGCAAAACAUUCAGGCCUGGCCGAGCCCUGACCGACUCGGAGCCUGUGUCGACAACCUUCCAAGUCUGAACAUGAACAUAGGAAUGUCAGAAACCAUCAGUUUCAGUUACUUUUCGCCUUUGACAAAAUACCUGGCCGAGAAGGGAGGGUUUGUUCUGGAUCACAGGCUGAAGUCACAAUCCAUUGUGGCGAGGAUCUGAUGGCAGCUGGAGCCUGAGAUAGCUACACAUAGUACAUCUGCAGUCAGGGAGCAGAGGUGAACGAUGCUGUUCAAUUUGUAGCGUGUCCUUUUUAUUCAAUAUGAGACCCCAGCCCAUGAGCUAGUACCACACACCUGCAGCGUGGAUCGUUCCUCUUCUGAGGAAGGAAACACCGUUGCAGACAUUCAAGCUCUGUUGGGCUUUAACUGUAUGUAACUGCUCUUCUUCUCGCAAAGGCCGAAGACAGUUUGAAUAUUGAUACUCCCAUUUGUUCCUGUAAUUUUGCCCAAUCAUCACUAGAGCAAUUAUUAGGGUGAAGGUUAGGUCAGAAACGGAGCCUGGACAGUGAGGGAUUUGGCUAAUUCUGGCUGAAAGAACAGGAGAAAGUGCCGGGCGGUGAUGGCGCACACCUUUAAUCCCAGCGCUUGGGAGGCAGAGGCAGGCAGAUCUCUGAGUUCGAGGCCAGCCUGGUCUACAAAGUGAGUUCCAGGACAGCCAGAGAUACACAGAGAAACCCUGUCUCAAAAAAAAAAAAAAAAAGAAAAAAAAAAGAAAAGGAGAAAGUGAGGAAGGCGGGCCUUCCUGCAGAUAGACAAACUCUUUGUUCUUGACUUUCUUCAUCUAAAGUCGAGCAGAAGUAGAAAACUCUCAUGAUGGUGCUGGAAGGCCGAGUAUGAAAUGGGCGGCAGUCGUUCUGUGGACAGCAGCAGGAUUGGGAGGCAGUGGGCCUGUCACUCUUCUUUUGUGUGUGUGUGUGUGUGUGUGUGUGUGUGUGUGUGUGUAAGCAUGAGAUUUCUGUAAAAUGCAUUUUAAAAUGUUUUAAAAUGUCAUUGAUAAAUAGGUGGCUUUGGCUACAGCAAGGAUUUUCUUGUUUUACAGGGAAAGCUGUGUUUUAAUUUUUGUUUUUUACAUUGUGUGUGCGCGUGUAACGUAUGUACAAUAUAGCAUGUGUGGAGGUCAGAAGACAACUUUCGAGAAGUCGGUUCCCUCUCUGCCUUGUGAGUCCCAGGAGUUGAACUCAGGUGGUCAAGCGUGUUAUUCUUUCCCUCCAAGUCAUCUCACCAGCCCAGACAGAGCUCAUGAUGCCAAGGGUGUGCUGUGGAGGUGGGUGGAAGGGACAGCAAAGAUUAGGGGUGUGGUGACAGUGGAGUGAGGCUCCGAAAUGAAUGGCCAAUCCAGACACCUUCCUUUCCCAUUGCUCUGCUGCUGUCCGAGAUCUCAUGUCAUCUUGUCCCUUCCUAAAGGUGACAGAACCCCAACCUGUGUCCUAGCUUAGGGAGGGCAUGUGAUCAUCGGGCCUAAAAGGCCCAGUGAGUGGUUCUUUGCGCAGCGGGAUUGCACCCUCGGUUGAAAGAUGCGCAUCCUGAGGGAGCAUGCCUCUUGAAUGUUCCGGCAGUCACCAAGUCUGCAGACAGAGCAGUGGGCUUUGAACUUCACACUGUGUGUCGUAUCAGCUGCUCUGUGCCAGCCUACCCCUCAUGGGAAAAGCUUUGCCUUGGCUUAGAGGGGGGAAAGGACAGUGUGUACAGAAGAGCUUUCCUUCUUUUUCCAUUUCAAAUCUUGGCACAAAAAACAUGCUUGCCGUUCCUCUUGCAAGUCUCAGCCGCAGAUCUCUGUGCUGAAGACUGUGCCGUCGUCGUCCCCUCCAAUUUCAGCUUUCCCAGUGACACACAGUUUGCUGCUUUGGGUGGUGGGGCUGCUAAUAACUCCAGGUGGUGAAUGGGUGGUAGGGAGUACAGCUGUGUGGAAAUACAGCACGGAAGAGAUACAAAUACGGGGAGAAAAUGGGAGCCCGUCAGGAGGUUGGUGCAUUGAUAAGGCCUUUUGCUUUCCUUGAUGUUGAAGAAAGCCCUCUGUUAUCUUACCUCAGACUCAACUGGUUACUUAUUUCAUGCUGUGUCUAUAUGGUGAACUAUUAUUAUAUAGCCUCUAACAGUGAUGUACGUUCAUUGAGCAGGGGUAGCUAAGAUAUGCUGUGCGGUAGAACAUAGCAGAUUAGUAUUCAUAUAUGAGCCAUUCUUACAAAAAUAUUCUAUCUUUAUAUAGAUACAUAAUAACAUUUGGAAGGGUAUCCAUAUGAUGUGGGUGGUUGGAUCAUGAGUAUUUAUAUAUUUUUCUUUUUGCUCAUAUGUAUUUUCAAAUUUUUGCUUCAGUCAACAUAUUACUCACAAAGUGGAAAAAAAAAUGGUAUGGAGGUCCACAGCAUCUCAGUUACUGCCCAGCCUUUUACGUGUGGGGAGUCUUCUAGCAAUUGGGUAUUGUAGCAGGGAGUGCGGCAGAGCCCACUUCCUCUUCCUCUUCUUGUUCCUCCUCCUUCUCCUCCUCUUCUUCCUCUUCUUCUUUUUAAGCUAAGAAUCAUUAAAAAUGACAGUUUAUGAAAGUUAAGUGCUCUGAAGGUGAAUGAAAGGAAGUAAGUAGGGUUUCACCUUUAGGAAGGAGUCUGGGAGAAAUUUUUGCGGCAGAGAGCUGAGACACAGUCAUGGGGAGAGAAAGCAGAUGUACAGUUCUGAGAUGUCACAGCUGAUGCAGGACAGUGGGGUCCUUUUUCCUUGAUGUCGUUCACAAAGAGAGCUGGAACAAGAGCCUUCAACACCUCCUGUGAGAAAUGUGUUCCACUUGGAAAUGUGACUGGGACUCAUAUACAGACCUUUAACUUAAGGGGAUCUUGGUCACGAGGACAUCAGGGGCUUCAGAGGGCUGGUUAAGGUUUUGUUAAAUAGCAGGAAGGUCUUGGGUGUGAUAGGGUGGCUUCAUCUUUGGUUCUUUUGAAAUGGCAGUUCUGACGUCUUUGUCCAAUGUGAAAUGAGCUUCCAGCCCUAUCCCAGGCUUCACUGUCUGCUCUCAUCAAAUAUUCAUUGGCUCCUUGUCCACUGGGGGACUGUGGAGUCUGCUUGGAAGCCCAGGCUAUGGAGGAGAUGGUUGGGAGGAGCCUCUGGUCUGGAAGAUUCCCUGUUUUGCUUAUCCCAGGAAGAAGGGAGAAAUUAUCCAGCAGGUUUUGAAUCUGACCUGGCUGCAUCCAGAUCUUGAGGUGGCUUUGGCUCUGCUGUUAGCCAGUGCUAUACAAGAGUACCGUGUGGGACAACGAGCCCAGUCCUUGACUGUCAGAGAGGUGGGAAGGCGAGAAAGAUGCUCUCCUCCUGAGUGUGCACGUCAGGUGGGUUGUAAGGCAACUGGGUAAUGUAGCUUAGAAACCAUAAACGUGUUUAGAUUCUUGGACCCAGCAAUUAUAAUCCAGGGAAUUUAUGUGGUCACCACUCAUCCUCAAAUAGUGGAACAACCAAAGCCUAGAUGGCUGCCCCAGCAGCAACAGUUAAUAAGGACAACUCUUUGGGGGUCAGAAAGUGCCUUGCUGGACAGUGGAUUCUUAUCCCCAGGGGCCAGGUAGGAAAUGGGAGGUUGGAGAUCCUGAGUGAAUGAAUGGUGCACUUGGGCUCUGCACUCUGGUGUGUACUUCCUUGUCCUGUGGCAUUGCCUGGAAAUGCAGGGUGCAGAGGCAGGAAUCAGGAAGUUGUCAGGAAGGAAGAGAGACAGUUAGACAGUGUUGGAGAAACUGACACUGCAAGAGGUUGAAUUAGUGUAAUUCCGAGAGCGGGCUCUGAGCCUGACCAGGCUGUACACUCCAGAGUUUUGAAGUGGCUUUGGCUCUGUUAUUACCCUGUGUCUCCCAAGAAUGCACGUGGGGCGGCGAAUGGAUGAAUGAAAGAAAGACAAAGGGAUGAGAACAUGGACAGCAGCUUCUGUAGGGAAUUAGACAUCAGGAAGGGGUCCGUUCCCCCCCCCCCCUAGAGUUGUGCAGCGUCUACAUAUAAUUCAGUUGCACAAACCUCUUCUCACUAGGGAGUGUUGUAGUCUGCUGGCCCUGAGGCCACACUUUUCCAAAACCCUUUACCUAAAGGCUCUUUCUCCUGGCUUCGCUCCGCCCUUGAAAAAAAAAAGCCCCAUUGUGAGCAGGUCUAGGGUCAGCUGGCAUAUUGGAUAUGGACACAUAGCAGUGGAAGGGAACUGAGCUAUUGCAGUGUGAUGAAAUACUCUGAGGCUGUUAAAUGCUAAGUGCAUCUGUGGGGAAAGAGGAGAAAGGCUUGGGAAAUAGUUAAUGCUCAUCUCGAGAUAGCAGUUAAGGCCGUGUGUUAAGGCCUGCGUGGGUGAAGGUUAGAGGAGAGGCAUGGACACCUGGUAAAGGUAGCUGGGGUCUGAUGGAGACGCCAUCCAUGUAGUGUCCUCAGCUAAGAGCCCUUUGGUUGCUGUCCCUACAACUCUGGUUUUCUUUGACCCCAGUUCCAAUCAGUUAUAAACCCAGGGAAAUACAUGACUACAUAUCUUAAUUUUAGCAUUUAUUCUUUGCUUGGCUCGGGAGUGAUAUCUACAGGACCUUGAACAUGCCAGCCAAGUGUUCUACAACUAAGCCACCCCCCAGCUCCAGACUGUUGUCAACUUGGACCCCUCCAGAGCCUCUCUGCUGGCCUCCUGGCCUCUAUUGUCUCCCACAGUGGGUCCAUUUGGACAUCCUGUACCAAGUGGUCUUGAUAGGAAAUAUAUCAGAUUCUGUUUCUCCCUUCGUUACAAGUAUCUUUUCCUGUCACUGUGUUAAGAUUUGCGGUGGCUUUGGCUUUUUAUUGUCCUUCUCUCCUAUCCCAGAUGUCUCACAGACUUCUCUUGCUCCCUUGCUGCCCCGUUUUCUUGCCUCAGUUCCUCAGGACCAACUCUAAAGGUCCCCCAGCUUUGGCAAAACCUUCAGAGCUGUUCCAAGCAGAGAUGGCUCCUUCUUACAACAUACAUUACAACAUUCUCUGUUACAAUUUCCAAGCUCUUGCUCUUUUAUAGAAACCUCCAGAGACCUCAAAGAGGGACCAUGUGUUCUCUACCUCAGACCUUCCCAUGAAUCCUGGGAUAUAGUAGAAGGGAUAGCACAAAACGUUGAUUGAACCCAACAGUUUAUCUUAAUGUUAUAAAGAUUUAUUCAUUUUCAUUUGUGUGUAUGUGUACAUACACAUAGGUGUAAGCAUGUGGAUACAGGUGCCUGUGAAAAGCCUGAGAGUGUCAGAUUUCUUAGGAGUGGAAAAUGGAAGGCAGUUGUGAGUGGCCUGAUGUGAGUGAUGGAUCCUGAUACACAAACACACACACACACACACACACACACACACACACACACACACACACAUACACAUUAACACAUGCACGCACACAAACGUGCACACACACAUGCACACACACAAACAGGCACACACACACACACACAUGCACACAGACAUACACGCACACUCACACACGCAUGCACACACACACACAUCCUCUGUAAGAACAGUUAAGUGUUCCUAACUGCCGAGCGUCCCUUUAGCUCUGUCAUCAUCGUCGUCGUGCUUUGAAAUUUGAGAAGUAGACAGAGUGUAGUAUAUAUAUGUGGAGAAUCAGACAGAUCUCGGAGCUGACAGAUUGCGUUCGAAUCCUGGAACUGUCACAUACUGAACCCCGCAUUCCUCAUUUACAAAGCGGACAUGAAAACAGUACCAGAUGGGUGUCUAUGAAAAGCAAAGGAGGAAAUGCAAGUCAAAGGCUGCGUACAAUGCUUGGCACCGUGUAAGUAGUGAGAGGAUUCCAGAGAUCUGAGGUAGUGGCCCUGACUGCAGCGUCUCUGACUGGCCAGGCCUCUUUUGCCAACGUCUUCCCGGUGUCCUUCUGCUUGCUUUUGUAAUCUAAAACUUCUAAACCUUUGGCCUCAGCUGAAUGAAAUGUGAUUGUGGUGAGGCAGAAGGGGGGAGAAAGAACUGUGGAAGAAGAAAUUUAGCCUUUCUUGUAGGGGGCUUGUUUCCUGAGCCAGCUUUCUGCACAUGGGCAAUGGUGGAGCUUGCUUGUGUUUCUCGCUAUGUCCAGAAAAUGGGUCCUGGGUCGAUGAGGGGGAAGCUGCUCAGAAAGGAGCCUUUUGUGCUCUCAGCAGACCUGUCUCAUUGUUUUUAGUCACCAGCCAACUCUUUUCAGAGUAUAAGCACCUCAGGGCCAAUGUCCACUUCUGAUUCCCACAGAUAGCAUUAAGGCCAGUGGGUGAAGACUGUAGCGAAGUGUUCCUUAUGGUUGGAGGUGUUCCAGCUAAACUGGAUGUUCAUGGGAGAGAUUUCUGCAGUUGUUGUGUGGUUGCUUAGAGGGACCAGUCAGAUACAUGGUGUUACAUUCGUGGGCCAAUGAAUACCAGUGUGUGUCAGGUAAAUGGAGCAAGCCUUAUUGGAUGGUGAGGAUAGUUUAAUAAAAAAUGAUGAAAACCCGAUGUAGUGUUGAGUCCAAAGCCUCCUGAAGUAUAAAGAUCUGAGAUCUAGGAUUCUUGCCCUCAAUGUACAACCCCCACCCCAGGCUCUCCUGGAUUGCAUACCAUAUUGUCUUCAUGAAACUGAAGAGGCAGACAGGCUUACUACAGUAGAAGACACCAGAUUGAGUUAACUGGCUACAUUUAUCAAGGCCAGCGGUUCUUAAAUGAUGAGUGUUGGGAGUAAAGGGUAGGCUUGUGGGUUCGAACUGCCCCUAAGUUCAUGAGUUGGAAAAUCAUAUGCAGAUUUGUGUCUAUAUAUGCAUCCUCCUAAGGAGAAAAAAAGAAAGUCCAUACUUUCAUGGGAUUUUUCAGUUGGGGUCUUAACCCCCAAAAUGCUCAAAACCUUACUUUCAUCUUAGUGCUGUGCUCAGAAAACUAAAUAUAGUUAUGGGAGAGGUAAUUGUGCUAAACGUUUAUAUUUCCCUGCUAGUGCUCCGAGUUUUACAGCAGGAUUCGAAUGAACUAGUAGAUGAGACCUUUUUUUGUGUGUUCAGAGGGGAAGGGAGCAUUUAUUUGCCGAGAGUGACAGUAGGAUUAGAAAAGUAAUUAAGUGGUGUAGCUCUACAUCACAUCAGAAUUACAGCCCACUCGACGUUUCUGGAGUCGACGACCCCAGAACAAGGGUCUGAUUUAUCUAAAAAGACUGCCUGUGGUAAGCCACGUUAUCAAGUGAGUCUCAUUUCUGUUCCCAGACUGAUCAUUUAACACCUCCCAAGGGCGUCUCUGCGAUAGCAUCGCAGGCGAUAACGGAGCUUCUCCCUAGGCCCUGGGGAGCCUGCCUAGUGCCAGAGCUGCCUCUGGAAGCGCGCGCGAGAGGCUCAGUACCAGGCCCGAGGGGAAAGGCUUGCUGCCAGGAGCCAGACCUCUCCAGGUGCGGGAUGCUGGAAUGUGGCGUCUCCCUGGGUAAUUAGCUCAGAGCCUUGGUCUCUUUUUGAGCUUGUACUUGUUCACCGCCGCAGUAAGACCCUGGCAACCUCCCGAACGCCGCCUCCCGCGAAGGUGCUGCCCCUUUAAGGGAGGGCGUGGUCUCGUAUGGCGUGGCCGCGCCCCCCGGCUUUCCUUGGGGCGCGCCGGACCACCUGUCUCCGGCCGCGCCCCGCCCCUUUCCCGAGGGGUGGGAGAAGAGGGCGGGGAGGACGGUCCAGGCUUUACCUUGCGCAGCGGUCGCGCGGCGCAUGCGCACGGCCGGACAGGUCCGCGGCGCCCUCACUUCCUGGCACUCCCCCUCCCCCCUUCGCCGUUACCCUGUACAUCCGGGUCUCUUGCCCUCCCCACUCCAAGCCGCCGUCGCCGCUGUCGCCUGGCUCUUCGCGGCUCCGCCAGAGGGGCAGGUGCGGAGGGGCUCCCGGUCCGGCCGCCGCCGCCGCCGCCCCGCUCCGGGCCCGGGGCUCCCCCUAGCGCCGUGACGAGCCGCCGGCGGCCGAGAGAAGCGCGGCCGAGUGCCCGAGCUCGCGGCGGAUAGAAGGACAAGGACAAAAUCACCAGCACUGGCUGAAGGUUUGCUGGCAUGGGUAAUCUCAUUAAGGUGCUAACCAGGGACAUAGACCACAAUGCAGCACAUUUUUUCUUGGACUUUGAAAGUACCUUAACAUGGGGAAUCUUCUUAAAGUUUUGACAUGCACAGACCUUGAGCAGGGGCCAAAUUUUUUCCUUGAUUUUGAAAAUGCCCAGCCUACAGAGUCUGAGAAGGAAAUAUAUAAUCAGGUGAAUGUAGUGUUAAAAGAUGCAGAAGGCAUCUUGGAGGAUUUGCAGUCAUACAGAGGAGCUGGCCACGAAAUACGAGAGGCAAUCCAGCAUCCAGCCGAUGAGAAGUUGCAAGAGAAGGCGUGGGGUGCAGUCGUGCCACUAGUAGGCAAAUUAAAGAAGUUUUACGAAUUUUCUCAGAGACUAGAAGCAGCACUAAGAGGCCUUCUGGGAGCCUUGACUAGUACGCCAUACUCGCCCACCCAACAUCUAGAGCGAGAGCAGGCUCUCGCUAAACAGUUUGCAGAGAUUCUUCACUUCACACUCCGGUUUGAUGAGCUCAAGAUGACAAAUCCUGCCAUACAAAAUGACUUCAGCUACUACAGAAGAACAUUGAGUCGUAUGAGAAUUAAUAAUGUCCCGGCAGAAGGAGAAAAUGAAGUAAAUAAUGAAUUGGCAAAUCGAAUGUCAUUGUUUUACGCUGAGGCCACCCCAAUGCUGAAAACCUUAAGUGAUGCAACAACAAAAUUUGUAUCGGAGAAUAAAAAUUUGCCAAUAGAAAAUACCACAGAUUGUUUAAGCACCAUGGCAAGUGUAUGCAGAGUCAUGCUGGAGACACCGGAAUACAGAAGCAGAUUUACCAAUGAAGAGACAGUAUCAUUCUGCUUGAGGGUAAUGGUGGGUGUCAUAAUACUCUAUGACCACGUCCAUCCAGUGGGAGCAUUUGCCAAAACUUCUAAGAUUGAUAUGAAAGGUUGUAUCAAAGUUCUUAAGGACCAACCUCCUAAUAGUGUAGAAGGUCUUCUCAAUGCUCUCAGGUACACAACAAAACAUUUGAAUGAUGAGACUACCUCCAAGCAAAUUAGGUCCAUGCUGCAGUAAGAGCUGUGGAGCAAGCCCCUACUGCAGAUGGAGCACACAGUGUUCUUCAGUGACCGAGAAUGCACAGUCUUAGUGAAUGCCAUCAAAUCUCCUUAUUCUUGCUUUGGUUUCUUUCCUCUGUUCCUCUUCCCACUUUUUAAAUCAUGUUCUUGUUCUUAAGACUUCUUUUCUGUGCCAAAAUCAGUAAAGUUAUACUUUGAAAGGGAUUUUGUCCUUUCAAAACAGGCCAUCUAAGGCAGCUAAUUACGCAUUGCAUUGAGGUCUCUACUGAGAAAAGUUCUGUGACUUGAACUAAAUAUUUUUAAAUGUGGAUUUUUUUUGAAAACUAAUAUUUAAUAUUGCUUCUCCUGCAUGGCGAAACUGCCUAUUCUGCUAUUUAAAACCCUCAUAAAUUUAUUUUCUACUGCCGCUUUUUCAUGUGCAGCCAAAAUGGAAAUGUUUAAAUUAACUGUGUUGUACAAAUGGUACCCAACACAAAACCUUUUUUAAAUUAGUAAGACUUUGUUUAAAGUUUUAAGUUUGCAGGUUGACUUUUUUUUUAAGGUUGUAUGUUGUGUGUUUAACAUUUAUUAACUAACGUUAAAAACUGUGAUGUGUGCGUAGAAUAUUACGUAUGCAUGUUCAUGUUUAAGAAUGGCUGUUGAUAAAAUAAAAAUCAGCUUUCCUUUUUCUAA